UUGGCUUCUCCCGUGAGCCUUUGCUACGAUCACCCACUUAGCGGGACGGGUCUUGGCUUUGUUUUGUGAUUCUAUCCUGCUCGUCUUGGACCGUCUUCAUUGUUGCUCUUGCUAUCUGGUGUUAGAUUCAGCAUUGUGCUGCUACAGUAGUAGAGAUUGUGGAAGAAGGAGAAGAAUGAGGACAUGGCGGUAAAGUCGAGGCGGCAGCAGCAGCAGCAGCAGCAGCAGCACCGGGAGACACGCCACGAUAAAUCCAGGCGGUCUGGUCCAGAAAUCGAGGAGAAGAAGAGUGGCGUAUUCGAUCGGGGGAAAAGCCGACUUGUUUCCGGCCAGAUCAGUAGCCGCGGCGGGAGCCUGCUGAAUAUAGGGAUACCUUUGCUCUUGGCUGCAGUUGCUGGGGUUUUACACUGGUAUCAUAUUUCCAGUCUUUUCGAAAAUGACCGGCAUUUUUCUCAUCUUUCUACUUUGGAAAAGGAGAUGGGCUUUCGCACAGAAAUGGGCCUUUAUUAUUCCUAUUUUAAGACUAUUGUUGAGGCACCUUCUUUUUUAAGUGGAGUAGUCAUGGUAAUGAAUGACAAUCGAACAGAGUAUCCUCUUAUUAUCAACACAUUGAAGAGGUUUAAUUUGUACCCAGAGGUUCUCCUUGCCAGCUGGUACAGGCUUUACACAGGAACAAUGGGUCACUUUGGCUAUGCGACUAAAACUUGCUGGACUGUCAAUAGAGGGGAAGGACUACAUCCUGUGAACAGCUGUGAAGGUUUGGGAGACCCAGCUUCCUUUUAUGUUGCAAUUGUGUUUGCACUUAAUGGACUCAUGCUGAGCUUUUUCUUUAUCAUUGGAGCUUACUUAAGUGGCAGCAGUCUUGGCGGAAUUAUGACAGUCUUGUGCUUCUUUUUUAACCAUGGGGAGAGUACGCGUGUCAUGUGGACUCCACCUUUGCGCGAGAGUUUCUCCUACCCAUUUCUUAUCCUUCAGAUGCUGGUUUUAACACACAUUCUCAGGACUCCCAAAGCAGGAAAAUGUGCCUUUGUCGCCCUUUCUGUGUCAAUGGUGUUUUUCAUGCUGCCUUGGCAGUUUGCACAGUUUGUUUUACUUACUCAGGUUGCAUCAUUAUUUGCUGCUUACAUCAUUGGCUACCUUGAAUCCGACAGACUGCAGCACCUUUUGUAUGCCCACAUGGCUUCACUUUUGCUGUGUUUUGUCCUUAUGUUUGGCAACUCUAUGUUGUUGACUUCUUUUUAUGCUUCUUCACUGGUGUCAAUGAGGGGUAUAAUUGCACUGAGAUCUAAACUCAUUCAGUACUGCAAGGAGGGCUUUCUAUUGUGGAUUGCCCAGAGCAUCAUCUUGUUGAUAUCAACUAUAAUUUUGAAAAUGUUACUGUCCAUUCUUCUCAGGACUUCAGACGAUGCACACAUAAGUAAUUUAAUAAAGUCUAAGUUUACAAGCUACAAAGAUUUUGAUACCAUGAUGUAUACCUGUGCUGCAGAGUUUGACUUUAUGGAAAAAGAGACUCCUUUGAGAUAUACAAGAACUCUGCUGCUUCCUACUACCCUGUUUGUCAUCAUUGCAGUUACAGUGAAGAUCAUAAAGGAUGUUUGGAUUUUUUCCAGAAAGACUGAAAAUCACAUGUUAAAUGGUGAUAAGUAUUCUUUGGAAACGACUGCACAGUUUUCAAAUGGAGAGAUGGUGUACCACUUCUUCCAGCUCAUAGCUUUUGCUGUGCUUGCAAUUCUGAUCAUGAGGUUGAAGCUUUUUCUUACUCCUCACAUGUGCAUUAUGGCAUCAUUGCUCUGUUCAAGACAGCUGUUUGGCUGGAUUAAGCCUAAGGCCCUCCAUCAUCUGCUGGUGGUUGGAGUGAUAUCUGCCAUGGCUGUCCAAGGCGUUGCUAAUCUUCGCGGCCAGUGGGAUAUUAUUGGAGAGUUCAGCAAUGUACCCCAGGAGGAGCUUCUUGAGUGGAUCAAAGCCAGGACAAAAGCAGAUGCUGUAUUUGCUGGAGCAAUGCCAACCAUGGCAAGUGUCAAACUGUCAACUGGCAGACCAAUUGUUAACCAUCCCCACUAUGAAGAUGCUGGACUUAGAGAAAGAACAAAGCUUGUAUAUGCCAUGUAUAGCCGCAAACCAGCUGAGGUUGUGAAGCAAAAUUUGAUGAGACUCAAAGUGGACUACUUUAUUUUGGAGGAAUCCUGGUGCAUACGACGCACACGGCCUGGAUGUAGCAUGCCAGAGAUCUGGGAUGUGGAGGACCCAUCCAAUAUAGGCAAAGUCCCUCUGUGUACACUGAUUGAGCAAAAUCCACAGCCACAUUUUAAAAUGGUCUUUCAGAACGAUGUUUAUACUGUGUUGAGAGUCCCCAAAGCUACCAAAGAUUUGUAAGAACCCCACUGCUGAAGUGAAACAGAUAAGCUCCAUUUGAGGCAGCAGCAGGAUUCGUCCUCCUGUCAUUUGUUACCAUCCGAUGAUGGAAGGUAUAACUGAGACUGUAAGGGAUGGUUAAAAAAAUCAACCCCAGCCUCAACACCCCCAUUCACUGCCUCAUGUUUGUGUGUCCUACAGAUGCAGUGCUCUCAGGUGCAUGUACAUGGCCAGCCACAUUACAAUGAAAUUUGAAAUAAUAGAGUUGAGUACAUGGACAGCUCACAUACCUUGUUUUUGAAAUAUUACUACAGUAUUCAGCAACAAGUCCAUUCAGGACUAAAAGUCUAGCCUUGUCCUGAAAAAUUAUGCCAAACACACAUUGUGGCAGAAACCUCUGUGCAAGGAUGUUGUUUCAUAAAGUGACCAGUCUUUAUCUUGGGGAGCUAGGUGACCCUUUAUUUCGCCUGAGAGGGUAAAUCUCACGUGCCUGAUCUCAGCCAGCCCUUCUAGCUGGUGUAAUUCUCAGAUAUCAGCUACCUGCUGCUCAUUUUUUCAUUUUGUGUCUAAAAAAAGAUUAUGUUCACUGCUUGUUUAUCAAUCUGCACUUCCCAUUUGCAGCCAUAGUCCAUGUUUUUAUAAGUACUCAAGAACUCUUGUGGCAUCAUCUAUCAUCUACUGUGCCUCAGUCAUCUGUUUUGUGACUGGCCUGUUUACCCUCACGCAUAAUGUCCAUUUUUUUCACUUCUGUAUUGCACGUUUUGCAUGAAGUGUUGAAUCAAACAGCAGAAAAUUUGUCACAACUUUUCCAACAGUACUUUAUCCAAAAACUAAUAAAACUAAUUUAAAGUAGGUUAAGUGACCAACAGAGAGGGUGAUAUUGGUGAAAAAGAAUAAACCUUGAGAUGGAAAGACACUCUAAUGUGCUGUAUGAUUUGCAGCAUAAUGGCUUGUUUAAAAUUGAUUUUAAUUGUACUAAACAUUUUGACAGUUUUGGUUUUCGCAUAAUGAUACCUUUUAUCGUCUACUUCGUGGGCUUGGUAUCGUUUUUCUGUUUUCAGUCAGAGUGAUGCCACUUUGCAUUUUAUUAUCGUGCAUCUAGAAAGGCCUUCUCUUUCAUCCUGUAUUUGCUACGUUUUCAUUCCAACUCCCCAAGUAAUUAUAAUGAAUCAUUACAAAUAGAUACAUUUUUAUUUGUUUUCUACUUUUACCACAUCAUUAUGAAUUCUGUUGUCCAUCGCACUAUCAUUAUUACCUUUAGCUGUGGGUUAGAAUUAUGCAGAAGUAAAAAUAAAUAAACAAAUAAAUUCUAUUUGACUUUUAUACCAUAAGGAAAUAAUUAAAGAAGAAAAAAAAAAAAAACACCUGCACAAGGUUGAGGACAGGUAUGCACAGUGAAAGUCUGAGGCGUUCCCUGCUUACAAACUAAAGUUCCACUUCUUGGUUGGACGCCAUGUUUGGAGUGAGACUGAACAUUCAUACGUGAAUGGGAGGCCUGAUUUGGUCCGAGUGAGUCUCUGUGGCCGUAGACGCUCGCUUUUUACAGCCCCCAUUUUGAGCCGACCUCACACUGAUUUAUCAUUUGUUAUGCCAUUCAGUAUUGGGAGUGAUUUUUUUAAGAGUUAAAUAUAUUUGUUUUUCUUUCAGCAUGUUGAUAUAUUGAUUUUAGUGAUGUUAAGUUUAAAAAUGUGAGCUGUGAAAAGUGUUUCCAUAUAAUUAUAUUUUUGACUUUUAAAAUUUAUUUUAGACAUGCACUGUAAAUAUAAUUGUCAAUUGUUGUCUUUCAAUAAGCUGCACCACUGGAAAAUAUUUUUAAUACAGUUUUCAAAAAAAAAAUCCAAAGCCUGAGUGUGAUACUUUUUAAUUUGCCUUCAGAAGUAUUUAGGCUGAAGCUCACUCUAUCUGUUGGGAUCCUGUGAAAGUAAGAACACACUUUUAAAAGUAAUGGGAGGUUUCAAUGAAGAUAGCCCAGUAUCUAGGCUAUUAUUGACUUCAAGGAUAAGUUUAGUAUUUUUCAAGCUGAAGUUAUUUCUUCACAUUCUUUGUAUAUAUUCAUCUGCCACAUAAAAUUGUGUUCUAUACUGAAGCAUUUGCAAAGAUUAUUUGAGGAUGUCACAAUGUUUUGGCUCCUUAUUGGCUCAUCCUAGCUGAAAAGAUAAGCCAGAGCAUUCAGGACACUCUGGACCAGCGCGUCGACACUCUGCCUCAGUCGUCUGCUACUGAUGAGAAUCAGCCGUCAACAUGUCCAGCACCUUCAGUGUUUCCUCCUCCUCCUCCAACUUC
This is a messenger RNA of Polypterus senegalus (gray bichir), 4635 nucleotides long. RefSeq names its product dpy-19-like 1, like (H. sapiens) (gene dpy19l1l). Lineage: Eukaryota; Metazoa; Chordata; Cladistia; Polypteriformes; Polypteridae. Gene Ontology annotation, molecular function: mannosyltransferase activity. Bases 184 to 2373 code for a protein of 729 amino acids. The record is from RefSeq and is a predicted model, not a curated record. The transcript has 22 exons. Gene Ontology annotation, cellular component: nuclear inner membrane.